GCCGCCGCCGGGUCUCCGGCCUCGAGGGCUCGGGCUCGCAGCGGCGGCGGUGGCCGCGCCGAGAGGCGGCGGGGGCGGGGGGAGAGGAGGGCCCGGGCCCGCGCUCCCCCAGCCCCAGAGCGGCGGGCCGCGGGCGGAUCGGGCCCCCCGGGGGGUCGGACACCCCUGCUGCAGCCGCCCGGGGCGGGGGGGAUCAUGACCCCGGCGGGGGUCGCCGCCACCGCCGCCGCCGCCGCGGCCGAGACCGCGCAGCCCGCGGUAAGAAGAAAACAUAACUUAUAGACCAUCUUCUCGCAGAAGAUGAUGGAUUUGGAUUAUAAACGGGAGGCAUUGGAAGCCAGGAAUCAAAAGUGAAGAAGUUUGGCAAGCCCUUUGGUGAGAAAGGUUUCUAUCACUGUAACCAUGCCAGAAAUGACAGAGAAUGAGACUCCUACAAAAAAGCAGCACAGAAAGAAAAACCGGGAGACACACAAUGCAGUGGAGAGACACAGAAAGAAGAAAAUCAAUGCUGGGAUAAACAGAAUAGGAGAACUCAUCCCAUGUUCCCCUGCACUGAAACAGAGCAAGAAUAUGAUUCUGGACCAAGCUUUUAAGUAUAUUACAGAAUUGAAAAGGCAAAAUGAUGAGCUCCUACUUAAUGGAGGAAACAAUGAACAAGCUGAAGAAAUCAAAAAGCUUCGUAAACAACUAGAAGAAAUUCAAAAAGAAAAUGGCCGAUAUAUCGAAUUACUGAAAGCAAAUGACAUAUGCCUAUAUGAUGAUCCCACAAUCCACUGGAAAGGAAAUCUCAAAAACUCAAAGGUCUCUGUUGUUAUUCCCAGUGACCAAGUUCAGAAAAAUAUCAUCGUUUAUUCCAAUGGGAGUCAGCCUGGUGGAAACAGCCAGGGAACAGCUGUUCAGGGGAUAACCUUUAAUGUCGGUCAUAAUUUGCAAAAGCAGACUGCCAAUGUGGUGCCGGUCCAGAGGACGUGCAAUCUUGUGACUCCUGUGUCUAUUUCUGGAGUUUACCCUUCCGAAAACAAACCAUGGCAUCAGACCCCAGUUUCUGCAUUGGCCACCAACCAGCCAGUUCCUCUUUGUCUUCCUGCCACCAUUCCUGCUCAAAAUAUUCUCGAGCUUUCCACCUCUGAAAGCGAAUCGAGCGUGCUUGGUGUCACCAGUGGCGCAUUGAUCUCUGUUCCUGCUGGGCCUGAAGCUCACCAACAUCACUCCUUGCAAGCAGGCUUAAGUGAUGAAAAUUCUUCUGAAAAUAAGAGCGGACAAGAGAGCCCCAGCUUAUUGAAGAAGACGGUCCCCUGUGCCACAAGCAUCCCUUCCAGCUCCUCUGCAGCUGCCCCAAAAGUGUCCCAUGGAAACAAGUCUUCCAUGAGUACCCAGAAUCUCAGAAGUGACUUUCAGACCACCUUUGUUGUUUCUGUCACCACCGCAGUCUGCUCCCAGCCUUCCAGAGCUGUGGGCGAGUCUUUUUCAGCAAGCAUUAGCAAGGAUAGAGACUCCACGAGUGAAACUGCAGUGGUGGCACCCUCUGCCCUUGGAGGAGAGAAGACCACCUCAGCUGCAGGCACUUUUUCUGCAACCACUCAGGACAGUGCUUGGACUCUCUCUUGCUCUUUGCCCUCGUCAGCAGUUAGCGCUUCAGACUUAAAAAACAUGAAUAGCCUUACCCGCAUUUCCUCAGCGGGCAACACACAGACAACUUGGACUACUUUGCAACUGGCGGGAAACACGAUUCAGCCCGUAAGCCAGGCUCCUCCGACUGUCGUGACACCAGUGUUAAGUGAGGCUGGUCCUUGCUCCACCACAAGCUACCACAGUAGACCUGUGACUGCUGGCAUGACCUCGAGUAAUUCCUUUCCAGCAGAGGGGCAGACAGUCGAGCAGGUCGUUGUGACCUUGCCUUCGGCGCCGUCUCUGCCACUGCAGCAGACACUCAUUGCCCAGCCACAGGUGAAGUCUCAGCCACCGAAAAAUAUCCUUCCACUGAAUUCAGCAAUGCAAGUGAUUCAGAUGGCCCAGCCAAUUGGGUCGGCUGUUAAUGCAACGCCAGCGAAUCAGAACGUUAUCAUUCUGCAACCACCCAGCACCACCCCCUGCCCAACAGUGAUGAGGGCAGAGGUGCCCAACCAAACAGUGGGUCAGCAGAUAGUGAUAAUACAGGCAGCUAAUCAGAACCCUUUGCCACUCUUGUCUACACCACCAGCUGGUUCUGUUCGACUCCCCGUCAAUGGAGCCAGUGCUGUCAUAGGAUCUAACAGUUCCGUGCAAAAUGUUUCGGCCCCACAGACUUUUGGAGGAAAGCAUCUUGUUCACAUAUUACCAAGACCUUCAUCCUUAGCAACAUCUAGUUCAACGCAAACUUUCUCUGUUACCAUGUCAAACCAACAGCAGCCUCAAACCAUUUCUUUAAAUGGACAGCUCUUUGCUUUGCAGCCUGUGAUAUCUUCAGCAGGAACUACAAAUCAAACGCCUAUGCAGAUUAUUCAGCCCACCACCAGCGAAGAUCCAAAUACCAAUGUUGCCCUGAAUACAUUUGGGGCUUUAGCCAGCCUCAAUCAAAGCAUAUCACAGAUGGCUGGACAGAGCUGUGUACAGCUGUCUAUUAGCCAGCCUGCCAAUCCCCAAACUGUUGCAAAUAGUCAAGCCACCCCAAUUAACUGUGUUACAUUAACUACUGUAGCGUCAUCUAUGACAACUGAUAAUUCAGCCACACUACCCAGUAACUGUAACCUGGUCACUCCCGCCUCUGUGAACACUGGAAGUUCUUUGUCUAACAUGAAGUCGAAAAGGUUGACUAAGAAGCCAGGUGCCAAGAAACAGCUAGCCACUAGCAAGCCAGUGUAUCCCCUGAACCCAGUCAGAGACGUGGGGAAGUUAGACUGUCCCAGCACUGACAGUUCAGCAGAGCCACCAUGUAACGACGGGCUGCUGGAGAACCUUCCCGUUGUGCUGCCACCUGUCACUAUGUCCCAGGCCAAUAGUGUCAGUGUUUCUGAGGCGCAUUCUUUGGAUGUCCUGCAUUCUGAGUCAGUGAUACCUGAGGCUGGAUCUGGAUCAAAGUCAGCAGAAGGAUCUAGGUCACCGUCCCAGGAGCCUGUGACAAAUGAACCUUUUGUGUCAGCCCCAGCUCAGUCCAAAGACUCAGACCCCAUUCUCCAAGAGACCUCUCAGGAUAAGCCAGCAGCUGGUUCGACCCUGUCAGAUACUGCCAAAUCCUGCACUUCAGCCAAUGCAUUGGUUCCUUCUCCAAAUGAUCCCCACACUUUGGUUUCUCAGGUUCCUGGCUUGUCAUCUACCACAAGCACUACAAUUUCUGACUGUGUUUCUGAGGUAGAAAUCAUUGCCGAACCCUGUAGGACUGAGCCAGAUUCACCAGAUACAAUGCACGCCACAGGUCUGGCGAAGGGGCAGGGCUUAACGGCGUUGCUUUCUGGUCUUGCUAAAGAAAAAGACCCUCAGAAAUCAUCCCUUCCAGCCCCGGAGGACCAUCCUGAAUUUUCUUCCAAAAAUUCUAAGCUAGGGGAUUCCAGUGUGGAUUUACAUCCCAAGCAGGAGCUACUACUGAUGAGCAGUGACGACAGAGACCCGGGACAGCCUCACCCCUGCCUCCCUGACCAGGAGAUCAUUAAUGGUUCUUUGCUCGCCAAUAGGCAGGCCGACUCUCCCAUGUCAACCAGCUCCGGCAGUAGCCGGAGCUUCUCCGUUGCGUCCAUGCUUCCUGAAACUGCAAGAGAGGAUGUGACCAGCAGUGCAUCCACUAACACGUGUGACAGCUGUACCUUUGCCGAACAAACAGAUAUUGUCGCGCUUGCGGCGCGAGCUAUUUUUGACCAAGAGAACUUGGAGAAGGGGAGGGCUGGCAUCCAAGCUGAUACACGGGUAGCCACUGCAAAGCCUUCUGAAGCUUCCUCUCUAGAGGAAGAGCAGUCUUUCAAAGCACAGGUCCCGAAAGAAAACGGCUCCUCUGAGGCGGAAGCAGCACCAAAUGAAUUUAACUCCCAGGACUCAAUGGAAACAACGGUGGAGAGGCCUCUGGAAAAGCCGAGUUGUUCAGUAGGAAUCAAGACCUCAACGGCCUCGUUACAGGUGUCGACCUCUCAGCCACCGAGCAUCACCAGUUUAAGCGUGAAUAAUCUCAUCCAUCAGAGCAGCAUCAGCCAUCCUCUUGUCAGCUGUGCUGGUUUGUCCCAAACGUCAGAGCAGGCAACCAUUCCUGCAACGGUGAAUCUGACUGUUUCUUCUAACUCCUACGGCAGCCAGCCCCCUGGGCCAUCUCUGAUGCCAGAAUAUUCGCAAGACCAGCUCACGACCAUGGCUAGCACCAUCGCAAAUUCACAGAUUCAGGAGCCGUUGCUAAAGCCCAGCCAGGAAAGCCGCAAAGACUCUGCGAAGCGUGCUGUCCAAGACGACCUUCUACUGUCUUCGGCAAAGCGACAGAAACAUUGCCAGCCAGUCCCGCUCAGGCUGGAAAGUAUGACCCUGAUGAACCAACCCUCCGACAGUAUCUCUGAUCAAACACAGAUGAUGGUUACCCAGAUCCCGCCGAACUCUUCAAACACAGCUGGACCCGUUAGCAACCCCACCCACGGAGAUGGCCUUACGCGAUUAUUUCCACCUGCUAACAACUUUGUGGCCCCCGCAUUGAGGCCGACUGAAGUUCAGUGCAGUUCCCAGCCUUCAGUUGCUGAGCAGCAGCAAAAUCAGGCCAGUCAACAUCUCCAGGCUCUGCAACAGCAUGUUCCAGCACAAGGGGUGUCUCACCUUCAUAGUAACCACCUCUACUUAAAGCAGCAGCAGCAGCAGCAGCAGCAGCAAGCAGGGCAGUUACGAGAGAGGCAUCACUUAUAUCAGCUGCAGCAUCACGUGUCUCACACAGAGAGCUCUGUCCACUCGCAGCCCCACAGUGUCCACCAACAGAGAACACUGCAACAGGAAGUCCAGAUGCAGAAGAAAAGGAAUCUUGUUCCGGGUGCACCGGCCUCGCAACUUCCCUUACAACCCAAGCACCAUGGGACCGAGCAGCCUAGACCCAAGAGUGGCCAGCCCCAUCCGCACCACCAGCAGAUGCAGCAGCAGCUGCAGCGCCACUUUGGAAGCUCCCAGCCAGAGAAGAGCUGUGAGAACCCUCCAACUAGCCGGAGCCACCACACCCACUCCCAGAAUCAGCUCAACCAAGAUAUCAUGCACCAGCAGCAGGAUGUCGGAAGCAGGCAGCAAGGAUCAGGGGUCGCUUCUGAACACGUCUCCGGACAUAAUCCAAUGCAGAGGCUUUUGACAUCAAGAGGCAUAGAGCAGCAAAUGGUAUCCCAGCCAAGUAUUGUGACUCGAGCCUCAGACAUGUCCUGUCCUCCCCACCGGCCAGAGAGAAAUCGAGUUUCAAGCUACUCUGCCGAGGCACUUAUCGGAAAGACCUCUUCUAAUUCAGAGCAGAGAAUGGGCAUAUCAAUUCAGGGAUCCAGAGUUUCAGAUCAACUUGAAAUGAGAAGCUACCUUGAGGUUCCUCGAAAUAAGAGUUUAAGCAUUCAUAAUAUGCAGGGGCGCGUGGACCACUCGGUUCCCUCGGAUAUCCGCCUUUCCGAUUGUCAGACAUUUAAGCCGGGUGGAGUCAGUCAACAGCCCCCGAGUAACUUUGAAGUUCAGUCUUCAAGAAACAACGAAAUAGGCAACCCUGUGUCAUCAUUGAGGAGCAUGCAGUCCCAGGCUUUUCGAAUUAGUCAGAACCCUGGCCCGCCACCCAUUGACCGUCAGAAGAGAUUACCUUAUCCCCCUGUUCAGAGCAUACCAACCGGAAAUGCCCUCCCGACGAGGGACAGUGAAAAUACAUGCCACCAAAGUUUCAUGCAGAGUUUACUCGCUCCACACCUGGGUGAUCAAGUCAUUGGGAGCCAGAGGUCACUCUCAGAGCAUCAAAGGAAUACCCAGUGUGGUCCAUCCUCUGCCAUUGAAUAUAGUUGUCCCUCGUCUCAUGAAAGUGUCCAUAUUAGAAGAGAAAGUGAGAGUCAAAAUAGGGAAAGUUGUGACAUGUCCCUCGGUGCAAUGAGCACCAGAAACAGCACCUUGAAUAUCCCCUUCUCGAGUCCUUCUUCGUCGGGAGAUAUUCAAGGCCGGAACACAAGUCCCAACGUUUCUGUACAGAAGUCCAAUCCCAUGAGAAUUACUGACAGUCAUGGGACGAAGGGCCACAUGAACCCUCCAGCCACCACCAACAUGCACGGCAUCGCAAGGCCAGCUCUGCCUCACCCUUCUGUGUCGCACGGAAAUGCUGAUCCAGGGCCUCCCGUACGCCAGACCAAUUCUUCAGUUCCCCAGCGAUCCAGGCACCCCUUGCAAGACAGCGGUGGCUCCAAAAUUCGCCAACCUGAAAGGAGUCGUUCUGGAAACCAAAGACAUGCUAAUGUCUUUGAUCCCAGUCUUCCUCAUCUUCCUCUGGCUGCUAGUGGCAGUAUGAUUCUCGGACGUCAGCAGCCCAGCACCGAGAAGAGAGGGAGUAUUGUUCGCUUCAUGCCGGAUAGCCCACAAGUACCGAAUGAGAAUUCAGCACCUGACCAGCAUACCCUGUCACAAAAUUUUGGUUUUCCUUUUAUUCCCGAGGGUGGCAUGAAUCCACCCAUAAAUGCAAAUACUUCUUUCAUUCCACAGGUUACUCAGCCCAGUGCCACUCGAACUCCGGCCCUCAUCCCUGUAGAUCCCCAAAACUCUCUACCCUCUUUCUAUCCUCCCUACUCCCCUGCUCACCCUACGCUGUCCAAUGAUAUUUCAAUCCCUUAUUUUUCCAAUCAAAUGUUCUCAAAUCCUAGCACGGAGAAGGUGAACAGUGGGAGUUUAAAUAACCGGUUUGGGUCCAUUUUAUCUCCUCCCAGACCUGUUGGUUUUGCUCAGCCAAGCUUUCCUCUUCUCCCCGAUAUGCCCCCAAUGCACAUGACCAACUCUCACUUAUCUAAUUUUAAUAUGACAUCUUUGUUUCCGGAAAUAGCUACCGCUCUUCCUGAUGGCUCAGCAAUGUCACCUCUGCUUACAAUAGCAAACUCCUCUGCUUCUGAUUCUUCUAAGCAGUCCUCGAACAGACCUGCCCACAACAUAAGCCAUAUCUUAGGUCAUGAUUGCAGUUCAGCUGUUUAAAUACCCAGAGACUAAAUGUAAAUCCGGCGGGUGGGAUGACUAAUGCAUUUGUGUGCAUUUGCACAUAUAUGUGUAUGUAGUGAGAUUGGAUGUGUAUGUCUGUUGUCUGUAUAAUCAAUUUUCAGUUAUUUUCUGAAUGUCGGGAAACCCUGUCGAAGAUGAUGGGACGGGUUGUCCGAAAGAAAUUACCCUUCAUUUGUUACUGUAUGUGUGCUUAAAUUUUUUUUUUUUAUUUUCAACUUUGACUUUGUAAUGUUAUAUUUCCUAAAUUUUAAUCAGCUGGAACUUGGGGGAGAGCAUCCUGGUGCAUACUGGUUAGUAGGAAAGAAGCUAUAUUUUAAACCUGAUUGUUAAUAAUUUGUGAAAUAGAUCGUUGAGUUGCUAUCCAAAAGUACAGUUUGAUGGAACACACAGUGACUCGUAACCAAGUGAUGGCUAAUGUCAACAUGGAGACCAUUUAUUUUAAACCUAUGGGAAGUAUUAAGUUAAUGUUGAGUUGAAUACCCCUGGAUAAACUCGCGCAGUCAGCAGAUAAAUGAGUAGUUUAAUCAGCCUUGACUUCAGAAGUUUGGUUUAGGUGGAGACUUUCCUUUUAAAUAUAAUAAUUCAUAAAUUAUCUGAAUUUUAUGUUUUGAAAUUAGCAAGCCAGGUUGCCUUUCAGUGUGCCAAGAUCCUUUAAGGCAAAGAUCUUCCCUAAAGAAUUGGCCUUAAAAACAGAAAGCGGAACAGUGAAAUACUUAGUUCUCCAUUUUGCCCCUUUAUUUCGCAUCACUCCAUCAGGAUAAAGUCAAUUAUAUUGUGGAGUUUUAUGCAUGUGUUCAGUUAAAAAUAGUUUGAUUAAUUGAAUUUUGUUUUAAUAUUCUCUUUUCAUUCUAUAGAUUUGAUCUUGAAAUAAAUUCCCUUAUACUUGUAUAAUCAUCAAAACUGAUUAGCAAUUAAUGUGUUUGGAAUCCACUAUAUUUGAGCCUUUUAAAAUAUUUCUGAGUAGAGUCUUAAGCUCUGCCAUUGUUUUCAUUUCAUUAACUGAGUAAAUUUUAUUGCAUUGCAUUUCAUUAACUGAUUUAUAUGUUUAAUGGCUUUUUGUACCACGUUAUCAUCUUAAAUUGUAGAAUUAUAAUGAAAUGAUGAAUUUGCUCAUGAUUAUGGUAUGAAAUGGUGCUGCAAAAAUUGUCUUUAUAUCUAUCUGUGUAAGUAUAUGUGUAUACAGACAUAGAUUUUCACGUGCAAGCGAGGCCUGCCAUCUGAAGUGGGAAAUUGAUACCUGAGAUCUGCUAAAUUUUCGAAAAACUUGAAGUAGGGUUUUUAAAGUUCCACUGAAGUUAAUCACAAGUUUCAAAAUAUUUAUAUACCUAUAUAUAGAUAUAGAUAAACACACUCAAGUACUGAGUUUUAGAAAUGAAGCAGAAAAAAACAGGAAAGUGAUUAUGUAUUAUUUUUUGUUGUUACGUUCUGUCCAAAAUAGCACUUAGUGGGAGAGAUACACAUAAAUUGUUCGGUCUGCUCUGUUAAGGAAGUGAACCCAAGGGCCAACAUUUUAUUUAUUAAGGCCUCCUUAAAAGAGCCUCCUAAUAAGGCUUGUUCAGAGCAGUUACUCCAACAAAUACCUCUUCUAAAGACCCAGAAAAAGGGUCUUAUGUGCCUCUUCAACUUUUCUUACCAAACUUUACUCUUAUUCCUUCCUGCCACUGACUGAAGCAGCCUCUUAGGGACAAAGAAUAUUGUAAACCAAAAAAUCUUCUGUAUUUUCUUCCUUCAGAAUGGUCAUGGGAGUAGUCACUUCAUCCAGACAAUAGAUAGACAUGUUAAGUAAAACCUUGAAUUGGGAAAAGUGAUGUUUCUGACUUUGAUUUUUUGUUUUGCGGGGAAUUGUAUGUGGUGUUGGGGGUCAGCCGGGUACAAGGCAGAUGCCUCCGGCUGUGCUGUACUAUCGCUCCCACUCACUUUUUUUUCUUAAUUUAUAAUUUUUUAUUUAAUUAAGGAACUGUGAUUUACAAAGUUAUAAGAGAUUUUUUUUUUGCUUGUUUUUUGGGGCCACAUCUGGUGGUGUUUAGGGCUGACUGCUGGAUCUGCACUCAGGGAUCACUCCAGGUGGUGCCUGGGGGACCAUAUGGGAUGCUGGGGAAUGAACCCAGGUCAACCAAGGCAAGGCAAACGCCCUAACUGCUUUACUAUCACUCUGGCCCCUCUGCCAGGUUUUUAAUAUCUGAAUUCUAAGUUUUAAAAUUCCUGUUUUUCUUUGUACUUGAAAAUUUCAGCUCACUGAUUUCGAGGAUGUUUUUUAAUAUGGUUAGUUAUUCAGUCUGUCUUUUUCUCUUGUCUGUCUCUUGGUCCCUUCUCCUCUACCUGUCACGUGAAUGCACAAGUACACGAACACACACAGUGUCUUCUAUUGAGCUCCAAAGAAUUGUGGACUAUAGAUUUAAUUGGAACAGAGUGACAGGCUAAGGAGAAGCAGCUCAAUUUGAAGACUUGAGGGAAGGCCUCAAACCCUAGUACUGUAUUUUUCUAUUGUAUUGAUUGCAUUUUUAUUUUUUCUGCUCAGCUUUGUUCAGAGAUUGCAUCUGUAUUUCUUGCAACUUUGAUUCUAGGAAUAUUACACUUUGAUCCCAGAUCUCUACAGCACAAGAGAGGCGUAAGAAGCUAAUUUGACUGUCUAGGGAAAAAAAGUGAUGGUCUGCAAAUAACCAAGCUGUCACUCACAUAGAGUUUUAAUUAUUUUAUGGAUUAUGAAUUAUAAAUCAUUUUAUGUUUGCACUCGAUUCUGAAAGCAUUCAGAAAUGUGAAUCUGAUUUAAAAACACCAACAUAUUAAUAUUUAGCAGUAUAUUAACUUUUUGAUAAUUAAAGCUACAUGGUUGAAGGAAUUUAUGUUUAAUAUCUAUCAAUAUGAAUGCAAUUUUGGCAGAGAAAUCAGAAAGUCGGCUUUGGUUAUGAUGACUUUAAUGUUAUUCUGGCUUGCUAAUAUAUGACUAUAGAAAGAAAAACAAUUUCCAAAAAUAGGUUAUACUUUCUGGAUUUGCAUAUACUCAUGAGCCCCUGCUCUCUCUAUUUCAGUGUUGGUUUCCGUCUUCCCCUCCACUGCUAAGGUUCAAACCUAAGUCCUCCAAUUCUCAGUCAUCGGCCUAUAUAUUCCCACUCACCUCUCAACGUUUGACUAUAUAGGAUCAGUUUCAGAGACGAAGUAAUUCCUCUAAAACCAGUAAUUUCUAAUGAAAUGGAAAAUGUAUUCCUGUGUCUGUGGUUUGGGGCUGUUCCUAGCACAGCUCAGGAGACCCAGGGGUGCUGGGGACUGAACCCGGGCCCCCUGUGUGCAAAGCAAUGCAUCAGCCCAUUCAGCUCUCUCUCUGCUCCAUCGAAUAUAAUUUUUUCAAGUGUCAGUCAUGGAUAAAAGAAAUAAAGUUUGCUGGUAUUUAUUUCUUUAUUCUUACUGUGUUGACCUGUGCAGGUUGUUUGGGAUAUUUUGUGCCACUUCAGGAAAUGUAUUUUUGUUUUGAAUGUAAGCCCUUUUGGUGAUGGCACUGUCUUUCCAAGGAGAAUUUCACAGUGAUCAUGCUUUAUAAAAGUUAAUUAAUCGGAAAUGUGGAAAGAGACAAAGGGGGAAAAAAACUAAAGCAACUUUUAUUCACAGGGUGAAUUGCAGCGAGUUCUCCAAUGACCCUUCUUAAAAUAAAAAAUUUAUUUCAGAAUUUUAGAGACAAUUCAUUUGCCUUGUUCUUGCCUUCUAGCAUUAGCCAUUUUGUGGGAGACGCUAUAGUUCAUGCUCUCAAAAAACGUGAAAUGCGUUUCAACGAGUAAAGUUUUACUAGUUUGAGAAAGGGUAAAGACCUAUGAAUAUGCAUGUUCUUAGCAUUGUCAUUCUUUGAUACCUCAGCUCUUAUUUUUAUCCAUCUCUCUGAACAGGUAGCAGGGAAGCUGGUCAUCUUUUGCCAGUGUGACUACUCCUUUGCCUUGAAAUGUUUAUGGACCCACCGUAGUGGGUUACGCUCCCAAAUCACUAUGUCCUGAUUGCUGACCUUGGGAACUAUUGUAUCUCCCAUGCUAUUAAGGGGUAACCAGAAGUCCUUGAAAUAAAGUUAGUUCCAAAUUGAUGUAAAAUAUUUAACGUGCCAUAUAGCUCUUUUUUUGUUUGUUUGGCAGAGGGAUGCCUCCCGGUGGUCCUGGGCCACGAGGCUGCAUCUUUGGUACUUAGGAGGCCCACAUAGUGCCCGGGGUGAGCCCAGGACUGUGCAUGCCAACUUGAGCUGCAGCCCUUUGUGCUAUCUAGAGAGAUGAGUUUGCUCCAGUCUUCUUUUUUUUUUUUUCUCUCCUUUCAAACAUGGAGAUUAAACAUGCGAGGCAUGUACUGAGCUGCAGCCACUGAGCUACAGCCUUGUCCCCUGUUCCUUAUUUUGAUGAAUUUGUAUUUUUCCCAUGAAGGAUCGAAGAAAGGGUAAAAGUCAUUCAUAGUACGAUGACUUUUGAUUGAAAUCCUUGGGAACCUGGAAGUUAUUGUAGUCUUGUAGUCUGUAUAAGUAAGUCUGUCCUUUUUCUGAGAUUUUCUGGAAGUCAUGUCUUAUGGCUUAUGUCCCUUAUGGGCAUGUACACCCAGAGGGCAAGAUGAAUUAGUGUGAGUUUAAUUUGUGAGUGAUGGUUCUGUGAUACCUCUAUGCAAAUCAAAGGCAAGAAAUUAGUUUCUUCUAAAGAUUCCUUUUUGGCUGACGACUGCCAUUUCUCCUCCCAGAGUACAAUAGAAAAACGUCUUGCUUUGGAUUUUAUCUUAACCAGAUCUCUCUGCAUUCUACACUUUCCAUGUGAGUCUCUGAGUCUUUGUUUGUCCUAGAGCCUGUAGUUUAGCUAUCAGGUUUAGAUUGAGACAUUCAGAUGCACCAGUAAGAACUAUGGAAAACCUUCUUGGACACAGAACUUCAAUUCUGCCCACAUGCCUCGACCCUGGUACUGCACUUUACCCAAAACUGUGCCUCUGGUCCUACGACCAGCCAUUGGGACAUAAUCACUCACCUUCUCCUCUAUGAUAGCAAAAGACCAGCCAGGAUGGUACAUGCUAUGAAAUCAGACACCUGGAAGACAAGAACAGCUGAUGUUUCUCACUAUUGCCUUACCAUUCUCUGAGCCAUCUUUGAUGCCGAUCUUGUAUAAAAAAAAAAAAGCAAAAAAAAAACUUACUAGUUAGAAGCAAAACUCCUUUUAAUCACAGAGUUCAUAUGUGGUGGUCAUUAAAUGUCUUUAUUUCGAGAUUUGCACAAAUUCUAUUAACUAUAAUCUUUUUCUGUUACAGAACAAAAAUGUUCAGAUGCUUUGCAGACAUGAGCCAACUUGGGUUGAAAAUAUUGAACAUAAUAUCCAAGUGGAUGUUAUUUUUACAUAGCUGCAUAAUCUGCCAUUAGAGAUUUUACAAGACAGAAGAUAGCUCUCAUUUGUAAAUUAUCACUUUUUUAAAAAAAAAUGAUCAUUACUUUUUGGGGUUUCCAUUGUCUAGCUAUACUAUGUCAUAGGAACUUGACAUUUCCUCCAUCUGAAUCAUCGCAUAGCUUUUCUCAAUCUGUUUCUCUACCCCCCUGAGUCUUAAAUCCAUUUUUCAUCUGUGAGGCCACUGAGGCACUAAACUUGACUAUAUCAGUAACUUGUAAGGGGAGUUGAACGAUUGUUCUUUCAAGAAGGGGCCAGACAGUGUUUCUUAAAAUGCUGCAGUUAUUACUGUGAAGAAAAGACUUGCUUCCUUUUCCAACAGGCCAUAUAUAUGUAUGUAUAUAUACAUAUAGGUAAAGAGAUAUAUGUUCAUUUAGGUAAAAAUAGGUGGAAAAAACAGAACAUAAUUACCUUCACAACUUAUAGAUUCACUGGGUGAAAAGCUUACUGUAAGGCGGUUACCAGAUUGAAAAACAACUGUAGUGCUUUCCUAGUGUAAUAUUUGUAUCUAUAUUCAUGCCAGCAGGAUCAGCUGCGCACUGUCCUAUUACUGUAAAUCAUCUGGCUUAUCAUGCUAAUGGGAACUAAUUUGUUUUGUAAUGGAAUCCAGAGCAGAUAUGUAUAAAUAAGAUCAGGAUUGUCCUACAAUUGUAAAUAAGAAUAGGUCCUGUUUAUUUUGACAUCUUUUUACAAAUGCAUUGUAUUAGGGUGUGAAUAUUCUGAACCAUGCUCUUGUUUAAAGUUUUGAAAUUUUUAUUGGUAAAUGUAACAUUUUAAUGGUUGUAAUAAUUAUUUGUAUAGAUAUGAAUAUAGUAUUUUAUUUAAGAAAAUAAACUUUGCACUUUUGCAUUGUGAA
This is a messenger RNA of Sorex fumeus (smoky shrew), 13377 nucleotides long. RefSeq names its product upstream transcription factor family member 3 (gene USF3). The transcript is spliced from 7 exons. Lineage: Eukaryota; Metazoa; Chordata; Mammalia; Eulipotyphla; Soricidae. The record is from RefSeq and is a predicted model, not a curated record. Gene Ontology annotation, molecular function: protein dimerization activity. The coding region runs from base 403 to 7116 and encodes 2237 amino acids.